AUGGCGAUGGUGAAGCUGAUGCUCAUCUCCUGUUCCCACAAUGUAAUCAAGAUUCACACGGCUAAUUACGGACGGACAACCUCCACAGUCUGCUCGGUUAACCAACCUCCACACAAAAUCGACAACACCAACUGCUAUUCAUCCGACACAUUGUCUGUUGUCAAGGAGAGCUGUGAUGGGCAGCUGCGCUGUUCAAUAAAGGCCUCCAACAGAAUCUUCUCCAAUCCGUGCCCUGGGAUCUACAAAUACCUGGACAUCUCUUAUAGCUGCGUUCCUCUCAGACUAGACGUGAUAAAGAUCCAUGCUGCUAACUACGGGCGGACUGACGGACACACCUGCUCUGUUGGACGAGCUGCAGAUGAGGUCACCAAUACCCGCUGCCGCACCUCGCUUGCCCUAGGCAGAGUCAAGGACAGGUGUGAUGGACAGGACAGGUGCAUGGUGAUGGCAUCAAGCGAUAUCUUCCCAGAUAGAUGUCCUGGGACCUACAAGUACCUGGACAUCUCCUACAGCUGCGUUACUGAAAUGUAG
This is a messenger RNA of Clupea harengus (Atlantic herring), 531 nucleotides long. RefSeq names its product L-rhamnose-binding lectin CSL3-like. The record is from RefSeq and is a predicted model, not a curated record. Lineage: Eukaryota; Metazoa; Chordata; Actinopteri; Clupeiformes; Clupeidae. The transcript has 5 exons. The coding region runs from base 1 to 531 and encodes 176 amino acids.